AUGACUCAUCCGUUAAGAGUAGAUGAUUUUGUUGACGAACUUCGAAAAUACGAUAGAAAAGAAGACUUUAUGGCUGUAAUGAGAUCAUACGAAUAAAGGUAUUCUUAAAUUCAUAAUUAGAUAUUAUGAUUAAUUUGAAUAAUUUGCAAAUAAUAAUUUUCCUCCUGAAUUAUAGAGAUAGCAAAUGCCGAAACAGGAAUAACUAUUCAAAUAAUAACCUUAAUAUUAAAAACCUCCUGUUGUUCGCUCUAGUUCAGCAAAUAAAUUAGAUUACUAAGAUCAAUACUAAAUAUUUCCUUAAUAGCCAAUUUAACAACCUUAAAUACCUUAAAGACCAUAAUCAAGAGGAGAAAUUUAAGAUCCUUUUAAGAGACCACAAGAGCAAUUUGACUAUCGAUUGAGUCCUGUUGCGUAGCAGGAUCCCUUUAGAGGUUUAAAUAAAUAGCAAUAUAUUUCACAACAAAGAAGCCCUGCCUAGAUUCCUACUCAAUAAGCACCAUUUUCCCCCUUUCAAGGUUAAACUGUAACAAAUAAUGCCUAAUAAAUUGGUCUGCCUUUUAAUAACCAGGUUGGAGUUCCAAACAACAAUCCACAGUUCCCAAAUUAUGGAGCUUAAUAACAAUAAUUUUAUGAACAACCAAUAUAUCAAUAAUAGCAAACUUUAUCAUACCCAAAAACAGUGCCAAACUAAUAAUAGUAAAUGGAUGCCUUUCUUAAUGAUAUAAGAUCUUAGAGGAUCUAGAAGUAAUAACAAUACAAAUGA
Messenger RNA from Paramecium octaurelia, 763 nucleotides. NCBI's taxonomy places the organism in Eukaryota, Ciliophora, Oligohymenophorea, Peniculida, Parameciidae. The record is from the annotation of a GenBank genome assembly.